Molecule: messenger RNA, 1149 nt
Organism: Sitophilus oryzae (rice weevil)
Lineage: Eukaryota; Metazoa; Arthropoda; Insecta; Coleoptera; Curculionidae
Product: UPF0605 protein CG18335
Exons: 7
Coding region: 127-1044 (305 amino acids)
Source: RefSeq, a predicted model, not a curated record
ACAUUAGGCAUUGAUAGAUGACAGGUCAAAUCAAUUUUUGUGAUUCUUAUCGCGUAAAUUUUUCAUAAAAUUGGAGGUAUUGGGGGACUCUAAAUCAUACGUAUAAUUCAAUGAAUUUUUAUCAAUAUGGAGUUAAUCGCUGCGCCAAAUCCUCAUUUCAUUCCAGGAUACACUGGAUUUUGUCCACAAUACAAAUACAGAAUUGGUGAUACAUAUGCUACCACAACUCACAAAGUCUUACUGGACCCUACAGUUCAUCAUGCCGAAAAACUUGUUCUUUCCGAUAGAACAGCAGAUGACUAUAAAACUUUUAGACCAGCGGUGAGGGAUAUAGAUAUAGUAAAUGAGAGACAAGGAGAUACAAUUUAUAAACAUCCUAUGGUUCCGGGAUAUGAAGGAUUCGUUCCCAGAGAACAUGCAAAAUUUGGACAAAGAUACACCGUACAAGCUACAGAAGCGUUAUCCGAUUUUGAAAAAUUGCAAUUCGAUCGACAAACUGCUAUGAAUCAAAUUGUAAAGUUCGGGUACAUACAAGACAAUAAAUGGGAUCCUAAGACUUUAGAAGAUAAAGAGCUGACACAAAGUGAGUUUAAACUUCCUCUGAUAGAAGUGAGGCCAGAAUGCGGAGGCCUACUAAGGAAUAUACCAAUGACAGAACCACCAAUCACACCACCGAAUCAUUCGCAAAGUCCUUACUUUUCGGAUAAUAUGGACCCAGAAAAAUAUUUAAAAUCAGGAUUUACUGGUCACUUGCCCUUCGGAUAUGCGGCAUUCGGAAAAACCAACGAAGCCAUGACGAACAGCGCCCUUUGUGACUUUACCUCGAACUACCGCAAAAGAUUGAGCAACGAAUGGGCUCCAGUAGAAAUUGAUCGUCCAGACCCUCCAGUGUUAGUUCAACCAUCUGAAAUCUAUCACAGGCAUAUUGGACAACUUCCAAACUAUGGUGGACAUAUUCCUGGUGCAAUAUUUAGAUACGGAAAAACAUACGGAAACGAUUCAAGAGACGCAAAGAGAUGGCUUAGAGGAGAUUUUGGAAAUUAGUUCAUCACAUUCAUGGCAUUUUGAGAUAAAAUUCAAAGAAAAGUGUGUCUGUGUAAUAUAAAAAGCGCCCUAAAACGUAAAAAUAUAAUAUAUUUCAAAUAUCAA